AUGAUCCCCGCUCGGACACACCCCACCGCCCCGAGUACGAUCGCACUGAGUGUGCUCGUCCUGGCAGCAACCGGGCCUAUGCUCGCACUCGCUCACGGCUCGGAUGUGAGAUCAACAGCAUUCGUGCACUCUGGAUCGAAAUCGCUGACUAACAACCGACUGUUUGUCUCCCGCAGAUGCAGAUGGACAUGAACAUGUCCAACUCGUCCACGGCUACGAUGGGCACUUCCUUCUCGACCACGUGAGUCGCGCGCCGACCUCCGCCGUUCGAGGUUCCCCUGAGCCCCCCCCCCUUGCUGACUUGGCACUUCUGUCCCCCUUUCCCCAAUAGCAUCGGAAGCUCUCAGCUCUGGUUCGACGGUUGGAUCCCCACAACCUCAGCCAGUACAGCCGGCGCGUGUAUCGGACUCGCCCUCCUCGCGAUCCUCUCCCGUUUCCUCGCCACCGUCCGAACCUCGUGUGAAGCCAACUGGACCCAAUCGAUCCUUCGCCAAAGACUGGCACAACACCAACCACUCGUCGAUGCGACCUUGCUCAAUACGGUCCCGACGAUGCCCUCGCGUAAGGGUGAGCUGGAUGUUGCUUCGGAUCCGAGCGACAAAGCCCAAGCGAGGUCCGAGCUCGCGGAUCUGUUGCACAAAUUCCAUUCGAGUCCGGCGCCUUUCACACCCUCGAUCGAUUUGCCUCGUACCGCCAUCUUUGCUGUGAGUUAGGGAGUGCUCAUCAUAUGUCACCUCGCCCCGCCCUGAGAUUGAACUUCUCGUUUUUCGGACGACACAGCUACAAGCGUUCAUCGGCUACUUGCUCAUGUUGGCGAUCAUGACCUAUUCCGCAUGGUUCUUCAUCUCCAUCAUCUCCGGUCUGGCACUAGGCGAACUCUUGUUCGGCAGAUUCAUCAACAGCCAUGGUCACUCGAGCGACUUGGGUUUACACCAUUAA
Molecule: messenger RNA, 939 nt
Organism: Microbotryum saponariae
Lineage: Eukaryota; Fungi; Basidiomycota; Microbotryomycetes; Microbotryales; Microbotryaceae
Source: the annotation of a GenBank genome assembly